Molecule: messenger RNA, 1455 nt
Organism: Fonsecaea nubica
Lineage: Eukaryota; Fungi; Ascomycota; Eurotiomycetes; Chaetothyriales; Herpotrichiellaceae
Exons: 1
Coding region: 1-1455 (484 amino acids)
Biological process (GO): proteasome assembly
Molecular function (GO): proteasome binding
Source: RefSeq, a predicted model, not a curated record
AUGGCGUCGUCGGGAGGACACCUCUUGGUCUCCAAGGCCAUGAGGCUGGUCAAAUUCGCUGCCGAGAAGACGGGGAGGUUUAUUCGUGACAAGAUCCCGCAGGCAACCAAGCCACUCGAGGCCGACGUCCAGCCUGCCUACGCCCGUGUCUCUCAACGUCAACAACCCGUCAACCGCCUCGCACAGAUCCGGCAGACCCAGAGCCGCUGGUAUAGCACAAAAUUGCACGGUUUCAACAACACCAGACACUACUCUUCGCAGUCUGGUCCGAAUGCCCGCCCGACUCGUGCAUCCCAUCCUUCCUCACGCACUGCUGCGGCGGUAGGGCGACUGACUGGCCGUGCCCCUUUCGCAUCGACCCUUCGACCAAACCUUACUGGAGGCACUCUAUGCCGUCACGCAGGUGGCUAUGGACUAGGAGGUGGUCGAGUCGGUGGAGCCAGAUACUUCUCUCACUCUCCUGCGGCGCAAGCACAGGUGGUGACCAAUGUCUCGCAGGCUGUACGAGCAUUCUGGCUCUCAGGACAAAAAGCCCGUUUCGACGGAGCCAAUCCCCGCACUGGCGAGAAGCGCUUCCGAGCUGUGUCUAGCCUUCAGGAAGAUGCCAGGCAUACCAUGGGCAUGUCAUCAAAGACUGCACCCGGGUCUUUUAUCGACUUCAAGGUUUCUCCUACUAUUACCGCCAUUGGGCCCUUGGCCAGUGUCCCUCGCUCGCCUUCUACCACGUCCUGUGACUACGAGGCCCAACAGGACACCUUGAACAACGCCACGCUCAUGUCCAACCUCUCGAUUGAUUUUGCCCGCGCGUUGAAAGACCUUGCAGCCGUCAUGAACGAUCUCAAGCACUUGGCAACAUUGGGCGAUCUCCCCAUCGUCCUGCAUGAUAGCACGACCCUCCGCGUCCGCUUCCCUGGCUGCGACGCAGAUACUGUGGAGGCUCUGUGUCGGGAACUCAACAUCAAGCGCGGCAUGGUGGGCCAGGACGAGGACUUUGACGCAAGGAACGGGACGGAAAUGGCACUGUUGUUUCCAUUUGCACCCAGCAAGACGGCCAGUGAAGCAGGCUUCAAGGACUCCAUCUGUGGUUACGGCGAUCGGCCGGUCAAACGCAUCAAGAAAGACCACGUCGAGUGGCAGGAGAUGCUCACCCCACCCCAACGUGUCUCUGAGGGCUUCUCGCACAUUUCGGUCACGAGCAAGUCUCCCGACGCGUUUGAAAUAAUCGACGACGCCUUGGCCGAAAACCCCUGGAUGUCCAGCCCCCGGGACUAUUCCAGCCUGCACGAGAGCGAACUGCUAGAUGACGACGAAGAUGUCGCCGCCAUGUACUUUUUCCAGCCACGGAACAACAUCUCCGCAAGAGAAGGCUAUCCCGACCACUCACUCGACAAUGGCUACGAGGGUCUGGAAGGCAUUUACCGGUUCAUCGAGGAGUGCGACCGUGCCCGGUCUUGA